GUGCUGCGGGAGCUGUCCAGUCAGAUGUGGACGGCCACUGAGGGUCGCGCCUCGCUGAGGGAAGUGACGGUGGCGCUGCCUCGCACCUGGAGGACGGACGCCCUCACCUGCUCCCUCCUCACCCCUCUGCUAGUGUCGUCGGCGCCCACUGAGGGCCACAUCCGCAUCACUGAGCCUCACCCUGUGUUCGGGGCGCGACCCUGGACACAGCAGAGCCAGGGCUGCGGCCGCCCGGGGGACUUCAUCCAGCUGAGUGGUGACCUUCUUCGGCCGGUAAGCAACGACUCGCACGCCCACGCCGCCCGCUUGCUACUGGCGGAAUGGGCCAAGUUCCGGUGGGGGGUGUUCGACGAGCGGGGCCACGCCGGCGACCCGCUCUUCCCGCCCACUUACCGCGACCCGACCAACGCCCAGUGGACGGCGACCGGCUGCGCCGACGGGACGGUCAAGGGCAACACGUGUGACCCCGCCCUGUCGGGGUGUUCCUUCCUCCCUGACCUCUACACCAACAGUCACCUCAGCACCUCACUCCUCGCCUUCCCUGACCUUCCCUCGGUGCGACUCUUCUGCAAUGACAAGACCCACAAACGCGUGGCGCCCACCAAGCACAACGCCCUGUGUGGGGGUCGCUCGGCUUGGCAGAUUAUCCAGCAGACUCAGGACUUCGCUGGUGGACGGAACUCCGUCAGCAACGGGAGUCGUGGCCUGGAGCCGAUGCUGAGAUUCGUCCACCAGUCCAGCCCCCGCUUCGUGUUUGUCAUCGAGGACACUGCUACCAUGAACCUCCAGCGUCGGUGGGAGUUCCUGCGGAAGGCCAUGCGACGUGUGGUGGUGUACGACGUGCCUGAUGGCGCUCACGUCGGUGUGGUCACCUUCCACUCCGAGGCGCGGAUUGUCGCCCCUCUCACCUUCAUCGAAAGUGAAGACUCGGAUAUGAGGCAGCGCGUCGGGUCAUCCUUACCCCGCAAUCCUUCAACAACUCCUGAGAGCCAGAAAUGCAUUCUCUGUGGUCUGAAGGAGGCGCUGAGGGUACUUGACGACAGCAACAAGGGUGACGAUGGUGCCACUUUGAUCUUAAUAACCACUGGCUCUGGCCCGACGCCACAACGGGAAGUGAACGAGAUGACGAGCCUUUCAGAGCAACGCCACCUGAGAGUCGAACUGGUGUUGUAUCCGCUGACUGAACGUCGCGGAGCGGCUACUGCCUCCCAUGGCCUCGAGGCGCUCAUCGAGUUCACUCGUGGAUCCAUCUUCACCGUCAUGGACGAAGGUGUCGGUAAUGACUCCAAAGUGAAGAUGAUGGUGGCAUUAAUGGACGCCUUACUGGCGGCUGUGCAGCAGGGCGCACCUGCUCCAGCACCUGGAGACCCUGUCCUGGUUCACAGCGCUGCCUACCCUGGGGGCAUUGCUUCCAUGUCCGCUGGCUCCUUUGCUCUGGACGACUCUCUGGGCCCCAGCGCUCGCUUCUCCGUAUACUACUACGAUCUGAACCAUGUGGGCAACGCCAUCCAGCUGGCCGCCCCGUCCGGCCACAUGAUCGCCUCCGUCAACGUGCAGGAAGAAGACGGGGAUGUCAACAUGAUCUUCAUCAACUUGGAAAAGGCAGAGCGUGGACUGUGGACGUACAGCGUGGAGAACCGCGCCGACUCCCACCAGGGCCUCUACGUGCAGGUAACGUCCAAACGCAACUCCUCCACGGGGCUCCAGGUGCGCCUCUGGACCAGCUCGAGCUCCAGGUCGGUCAACUCCUCCGACCCGUCGACGCCUGUAGUGAUCUACGCCGAAGUGAAGGCGGGCGUGGCGCCCAUCAUGGACGCUCGCGUGGUGGCCAGGCUCCAGAGACUCGGCACCAACGCCACCGGCAGCAACUUCCACCCCAUGUUCCUGGAGCUGUGGGACAACGGCAUAGGGGACCCGGAUAUAACGAAGGGGGACGGCGUAUACUCUCGCUACCUCCCUCCGCUCCCUGGGAGUCCCGGCCGCUACCUUCUAAGUGCCGAUAUCGACUACAACAGCGGGCUGGCGACUGUAGCUAAGGGCCCACCGACACGCCAUCACAAGAGUCUAUCCUCGCACCUGCCUCACUACUAUCAGCACGGCUUCGACAGUUGGAAUAACGAGCAGACGUGCUGUGGCUACGCUCUCCCGCACGUGCACAGUCGCCGUGCGCCGCCCUUCCUGCGACACGUCACCUGGGGCGUACUGGAAGUGGUGUCCCAGCCCUCCCACCGUGACAACGUCCCCCCCUCGCGCAUCCUCGACCUGCGCGUCGAGGUCAACAACACGGUUCACGAAAUCAAGCUGCGUUGGACCGCUCCCGGGGACGACUGGGACGUGGACCGAGCCCAUCACUACGAGGCUGUCGUGGCGCCCUACUGGAAAGAAGCCCGGGCCUUCCAGGGGGACCGGCUGACUGGCCUUCCUCAGCCACUGCCAGCUGGCACCCUCCAUACCACUAACCUGCACUUCACCAGAUACGAAGAGCUGUGGUUCGUGACGGUGCGGGCGGUGGACGAGGCCAACAACAUGGGCGGCGUGGGCAACAUCGCGGCUCUCUGGGUGCCUCGCCCGCCCACCACCUACGAGAUCACCACCAGGACCCACCCAGCACUCACCACCUCGGGAAAUUACACGAUGCCUUCAGAGCUUGGAUCUAAUCGACCUAUGGGCGUGUCAGAGCUGCAGCUUGAGGACGUGGCUGUAAUUCUCGGCAGCAUCGGAGGGUUUCUGGUAGUGGUGGCGGUGCUGGUCACCUACUGCUAUUGCCAUACUACCAAAAGGCGGAAACAACAGCACGAGAAGGACGCGAAGAAGGCGCAGGAGGGCGGAGGCAACGGCAACGUCAUGAUUAAGCCCGGGACGUUGAGUAUGGAGGAGGGCGGGAGUAGUCAUGAAUCUUUGGAUAGUAUAGUGAAGGACGCCCCAGGGACGGCCCAUGACGGUCGCCCUCUCUCCCCUAUCCAGACUUGGGGAAAUACUACUAUGCUGAAAGAACACGAAAGCCGAGUGUCGGUUCCCAGCGAGGUGGCCGACGAUGGAUCCGCAACUUACAAAGCGAACGGCCCUCACCCCCAUGCGCCCUUCCCUGACGUCACAGUGACAAGCAGCCGACCAGUGUCUGAAGGCGAGGGCGGCGACGAGCUACAGGUAGGCCUGCCCUGCACGCACGAGGACAACACCUCCCUCUGUGCUGCUCCAAGACUUGAAUACAACAGCUACACUCCCACCUGGGACGAGCCUCUCACUGGUCACCUCCUCACUCGUGCUCACACCUCCGCCCCCACGCCCACCCCAGCAGCUCACCAGCCCAUUCUUCCACAGACAGACCGCAAACGUCGCAAUGUGACCCAGGUGUGAUGUGUUCUGCAUCAUCCCGUGCGUCACCACGGCUCCAGGAUUUUCAAGCCUAAGAUGCUCCAUGUUUGAGCUUCACAGAUAGACAAGUUUUUUGUACACUCAUGAGCCUUGAGGUGAAAGAGCAUUCAGAAACAAUUACGGGAGAUCUUCCAAAAGAUGGGCCCUGGCAAUGUGUUAGAGGUUGUUGCUCCUGUGAGUGACUGAGGUACUAACAUCAAAACUGCAAGAUGCUGGAUUUCCAGGGACAUUUAGAUUUCCAGAUUCUCCCGAAGAAAAUGUAAACAUUUCCUGAGUAUUUUAGUAGCCAUACAACUCGCAUAAAAUGACGAUGACUACAUAAAACUGUCUCUGUGAAAAGCCAAAUCAGACAUUAAUUUUAAGGAAGUGUAGACGAGUUAAAUAAGAGACUUGUGACCUGAUCAACGUGAACUGUUGUGUUAUCUGUGUCUCGAAGCUCAUCCUAGAAGUCAACUAUGUCAGUUAUUAUUGGUUAAUAUAAUGGUUUCUGUUCUGCGCCAUCAUCACAUUGCUAUUAGAGCUGUGUGACUGAAUGCUGACUGAGCGAAAUGUUGCAACUUGAGUGAAGUUGUUGAGCAUGAGAGCGUGCUAGGGACCAAAAUAAAAUGCAUUUCGCAGUGUAAUGAGAAAAAUCUUUAUAUUUCCAGUUAAUUUGGUUAUCUCUGCGUGGGAAAAGUCAUAUCAUUGCAUAUGUAAUUAUAAAUUUAGGUUAUUCAAGAUAUACAUAGGCUUAAUGUUCUAUGUGAUAUACAUAUAUGUAAAUAGGUGGAUGUGACUGGCUGUGUUUAACCUAUAUUUAUACAACUGUUUCAACCCCCCCUUUAAUAGUUCUCUCUCUCUCCCUCUCUCAUUCGAGACAAUUGUUUCAGUUACUACCUCCAAAUGUUCCUAUUUCCUCUCCCCCUCUCUCUUUCUCCCUCUCCCUCACCCUCUCUUUCUCCCACUCCCUCUCCCUCUCAUCGAAGGUAACUGCUCCAGGCACUACCUCUCUGUAUUUCUCCUCCGUAUUGUUGACCUGUUGCCUAACCCUCUCCCUCAGACCUAAAUUUUUAUGCUGGCAAACAAGUUUUGUAGUUUUUUUUUGUCAACAGUUUUCUUGAGGAAGCAGUCAAGACUUAAACAGGGUGUUCUGCUUUUUAUGUUGUAAAUGCUUGGUGAUGACCAAGUCAGAGGGAAAUGGACUGCAUUAGCCCUUAGACUUUAGCCCCGGAUUAAUUAGUGUUUCACUAUGGCGGAGAGGAUUAUGGGAAAGAUUUAAUUCUGCAGACCAACAUCCAAUGUUUCAGACCAUUUUUACAGACAAAUGUAUGGAUAUAGAGAUGAAAUGAUUAUAUAUAUAUA
Procambarus clarkii (red swamp crayfish) is the source of this 4716-nucleotide messenger RNA. NCBI's taxonomy places the organism in Eukaryota, Metazoa, Arthropoda, Malacostraca, Decapoda, Cambaridae. The record is from RefSeq and is a predicted model, not a curated record.